AAGUAGCAGCGUCAACAGAAGCGGCAAUGAGACGCUGUGUAUUCCUCGCUGUGUUGCUCAGCCUGGUGUUGAGCCUUUCGAAAGCAGAGACCAGUGAAACAACUAGUGGCCCACCUCCAACAACAACUCCAGGAACUACAGCAGAGACCAGUGAAACAACUAGUGGCCCACCUCUGACAACAACUCCAGGAACUACAGCAGAGACCAGUGAAACAACUAGUGGCCCACCUCCAACAACAACUCCAGGAACUACAGCAGAGACCAUUGAAACAACUAGUGGCCCACCUCUGACAACAACUCCAGGAACUACAGCAGACAUCACCGAAACAACUAGUGGCCCACCUCCAACAACAACUCCAGGAACUACAGUAUCAGUGGAACUGUGCAACCCAGACCCUUGUGGAAAAAAGUUGGCCACAUGUGUUCCUUUAAAUAGCACUUAUACCUGCCUGUGCCAAUAUGGAUUCUACUAUAGCAACGAGGAUUGUCAUAAAGGGAAAAUAUACCCAGGGAGCAUUAUACUGGAAGUACUAUACAGUAAUAGUGUUCAAAAUGUAAAUUCCGUGCAGUAUGAAGAGAUGUUCCAAAAUAUAACAUCAUUUUUCAAGGAUGCCUUCAACGAUUUAUCAGGCUUUGGACAGACUGUCAUCGUGAAAAUUCAACCUCUGAAAGAAAACAGAGCUGCUCCUUCAACUAAUGUAACAGUGAUAAACCUGUUUAUGGAGAACUCAACUGUAAACAAAGACAUAGUUAGUUCUGCAAUAAGUAACGCAAUAAAAGAUUCAUCCUAUGUCUCUCUGUACAGAGCUACAACCUAUUGUGCUGCUUUUAAUUGUGAUGAUCAAACCACAGACUGCACAGAACAUAUGUUUCCAAAAUGUGAAUGCAAAAAUGGCUUUGAAAAGACAGAAUGGGAUGAUCGUUCUUGUUCAGAUUGCAGUAAAGACUGUUCUGCAGCGGAAAACAAGUACUGUGCAAAAGAAAAAGGGGUUCCAAUAUGCAAAUGCAUGUCUAACUUUGAAAAGAAGAAUGAAAAAUGUGUAGCCUGUUCAGUGGGCUAUGCUGGGGAGAACUGUGAGAACAAUAGAGAACUCAUUCUGAUAAUAGUGGGUACAGUGUUUGGAGCCAUUAUCCUGAGCUUAGUGAUAGCAGUCUCUGUUGUUUCAGUAAGAGCCAAACACAAACAUGAUCCAGAGAAGAAGAGCCUGAUAAAACCGGGUUAUUCCAACCCAAAUACUUCUGAUGAUAGACAGACCACGAUGUUCCCCAGAGUCCAGACCACUUCUGGCCAUGCAAACCCAGGAUAUCAGCCAAACAACCCAUAUGAGAUGCGUUCCGCAAAUAGAGGUCGUUUUCCAGAGAGGGAUUAUGAUGAUUUGAACUGAGGCGUAAACCGUGAUAGAAGCAACACAGAAACCUGAUGCUUAAAAAAACCCCCCUCUUUUCAAAAGCUGCCAAUUAAGAGAAGAAAAACAUCUAUUUAGUUAGUUGAUUGAUCAGAAACACAUGGAUUUUGGCAUUUCUAACUUUCCAAAGAUGUCAACUUUUCACUGAUGAAAAUCUGCCUGUUUGGUUUUCCUUGAGGGCUGCUAUGUCACAGAGAGAGGGCUGCUAUGUGCAGUGUGCUACAUGGUGAACUGUUCCGAGGAAGGAGCUUUCUGACCCAGAGCUACUCUUUAUUUCUUCUCUUUUCUUGUUCAAAUUCUCUGUAGUAUGAAAUAUCACGGGAGCCUGAGGGCUUUAGGAUGCAAAGCAGAUACUAAGAGACCAGAGCAGUGGAAGGAUGGACGGCCACCGUGACAGUGGGUCAGACCAAGGAGUGUCACAGCCUCUCACCAAUGCAGUUACUUCAGCAGAGGAAACAAAAAAGUCCAUAACCCCAGAUUCUCUGAAGAUUUUCUAAAGGAAGAUGCAAGCUUGAAAGAGAUCAUGGAGGGUAGGGAGAAGAGAACUUUUAAAAGAACUAAUGGCCUCCAAUAAACAUUGGACUUCUUUCAGGAGGCCAGUACAUUGGCAGGAGAGUGGGUGUAGACAAGAUACCAGGAUUUAAACCCUGCUGCUUUCAGUUCUUCUGGAAGAUGGUCCAGGCAAUAUGUAUGAUGCUGAAAAAUAUUGGCACCCAGAGCUUUGCCUGUAUUUGUGCUCACUCCAUUUCAGCUACAGGCAGCCUGCAUGGCUUUGGGCAGAUCAAAACUGUUCUUCAUGAGAACCUAAGCUGGUUCUCUUCAUUAUAUCAGAUACAGUCUUUUUUCCCUCCUCAGCACCCCCAGUAUUUCCUACCUGAAAGCAUUCUGUUCAAAUCUCUGCUGACAUGCGUUGUGUGAGACAAUGGUACUUGUCUGACCUUUUAUACAGCCUUCCUUCCCAAUACAAUGACAAGAAACAAUAUCUUCAAACAAACACUAUUGUUCUUCACCUUGCACAACUAUAUUGAUUUUACAUUCUCAGCUCCUGUGGAAAGUGUUAGUAUUUUUUUUUCUCUUGCACUCUAUGUUCUGAUUGAAUGAGCUUAAGGUUGGGGGUUUUUUUCACUUCUUACAUACACUCAAUAAAUCUCUCUGUAAAAGAAUCCACAUUUUACUGUACUUUACUGAGUGUGCAUUAUCUGUUGACUAGCAUUAACAUUUCCUUAUAUAUAUAAUAUAUAUAUGCACAAAUAUGUACAUAUAUUUAUAGGUUAAGUUCAUUUAAAGCAUCAUUUAAUUCCAUGUUAUAUUUUGUGUUUUGUUUUUUAUA
This is a messenger RNA of Tyto alba (common barn owl), 2736 nucleotides long. RefSeq names its product mucin 13, cell surface associated (gene MUC13). The transcript has 16 exons. The coding region runs from base 27 to 1385 and encodes 452 amino acids. NCBI's taxonomy places the organism in Eukaryota, Metazoa, Chordata, Aves, Strigiformes, Tytonidae. The record is from RefSeq and is a predicted model, not a curated record.